Molecule: messenger RNA, 1323 nt
Organism: Leptosia nina
Lineage: Eukaryota; Metazoa; Arthropoda; Insecta; Lepidoptera; Pieridae
Source: the annotation of a GenBank genome assembly
AUGUUCAAACGAAGAAUACUCAGAAUUAUUUCAUUAGCCACUACAAAUGUCACACAAUGCCGGUUUGUAUAUUUGAAUAAUGAGUAUCCAGCGACAUAUCAAAUAUCGAGGUUUACAAGUAGUUUUCGACCACAAUGUUCAGAACGACAUUUGCACUCGAGUGCCCGACUGUUCGCAGUCGAAGAAGUAAAGGCUCCCACUUUCCCAGAUUCCGUUUCCAGUGGUGAUAUUAAGUUGAUAAAGAACGAAGGUGACGCGGUGGGGAUGGACGAAGUGGUGUUAGAAAUUGAAACGGAUAAGACGGCCCUUCCCGUGAUGUCACCAGGCAACGGGAAGAUUGUCAAAAUGCUGGUCAAAAACGGGCAGUCAGUUAAAUCCCAACAGCCAUUGUUUCAGGUGGAUGUGACAGGUGUUGCACCAGCUAAAGCGCCUGCUGCACCAGCACCAGCACCUGCUGCUAAGCCUGCGGCAGCAGCACCAGCAGCUGCAAAACCCGCUGCUUCUGCCCCAGCGCCUGCCCCUGCCGCCGCCCCAGCAGCAGCUAAAGCAGCUAAACCAACUGCACCAGCUGGACCUACUCUGGCAGCGCAGAAAAUCGGCGAUCCAACAAAAAUUUCCGGCACCCGAACUGAAUUUCCAGUACCAAUGAACAGAAUGAGAAAGCGAAUUGCGGAGCGGUUGAAGGAAGCCCAGAACACGUGUGCUAUGCUCACCACUUUUAACGAGUGUGACAUGAGCAAACUUAUGGCAUACCGCAAGGCGAACUUGGCAGCGUUUACAAAGAAGUACGGAGUGAAAUUGUCCUUCAUGUCGCCAUUUUUGAAAGCGGCCGCCAACGCGCUACUUGACCAGCCGGUGCUCAAUGCGGUCAUCAUCGGUGAUGACGUCAUUUAUAGAGACUAUGUGGAUAUAUCCGUCGCAGUAGCCACACCAAAGGGCUUGGUUACACCUGUGUUGCGUAACGUGGAAUCCAUGGACUAUCCUAGAAUAGAAUUAGGCAUGAACGCACUUGCAGAGAAAGCCAGGACAGGUAAGCUCACCCCAGCGGACAUGCAAGGCGGAACGUUUACAAUAAGCAACGGGGGCGUAUUCGGCUCAUUGUUGUCUAUGCCCAUCAUCAAUAUGCCACAAUCUGCAAUUUUGGGCAUGCACGCAAUUGUGCCGAGGCCGGUCGCAAUUAGCGGAAAGGUUGAAAUCAGACCCAUGAUGUACCUAGCUCUGUCAUAUGACCACAGAUUAGUGGAUGGACGUGAAGCUGUAUUUUUUUUGCGAAAAGUGAGAUCUGGAGUUGAAGAUCCUACAUCAAUAGUAGCUGGACUUUAA